GCAACCAGGCGGUCCCACUGUCGGGUGUGAAGUGUCCCUUGAGCCGUGGAAGAAUGAGGAUGAGCCUUGGGUUGGCUUUCAGGUCAGCAAAAGGCCAUUGGGUUGAAAACGUCAGCCGGCAGUGUUCGCAUGGAUCCAUUGAGUCAUUUGUGCCACCAAGUCCUCCGUUGGACCCUGAGAAGGUCAAAGAGUUACAGCGCUUCAUCGCCCUUUCCAAGAGACUCUUUGUGAUGACUGGGGCGGGAAUCUCUACCGAGUCGGGGAUCCCAGACUACAGGUCAGAAAAUGUGGGACUUUAUGCGCGCACUGACCGGAGGCCCAUCCAGCACAGGGAUUUUGUGCAGAGUGCUCCAAUCCGCCAGAGGUACUGGGCGAGGAACUUUGUGGGCUGGCCUCAGUUCUCCUCCCACCAGCCUAACCCUGCGCACUGGGCUUUGAGCAACUGGGAGAAACUCGGAAAGUUGUACUGGUUGGUGACCCAAAAUGUGGAUGCCUUGCACACCAAAGCGGGGAGUCGGCGCCUGACAGAGCUCCAUGGAUGCAUGCACAGGGUCCUCUGCUUGGAUUGUGGCCAACAGACUCCCCGGGGGGCGCUGCAGGAGCGCUUCCAAGUCCUGAACCCCUCCUGGAGUGCUAAGGCCCAUGGCGUAGCUCCCGACGGCGAUGUCUUCCUCUCAGAGGAGCAGGUCCGCAGCUUUCAGGUACCAUCCUGUGUUCGAUGUGGAGGCCCCCUGAAACCAGACGUCGUUUUCUUCGGGGACACAGUGAACCGUGACAAGGUUGAUUUUGUGCACGAGCGUGUAAAAGAAGCCGACUCCCUCUUGGUUGUGGGAUCGUCCUUGCAGGUGUACUCUGGCUACAGGUUUAUCCUCACUGCCCGGGAGAAGAAGCUACCGAUUGCAAUACUGAAUAUUGGGCCCACGCGGUCGGAUGACUUGGCGUGUCUGAAACUGAAUUCUCGUUGUGGAGAGUUGCUGCCUUUGAUAGAUCCACACUGACCACAGCCUGGUGUUCCUGAGCCAGGAACAGGGACUGUCACUGGAAUCCUGCUGCUAAAGGUAAACGCCUUCUCAGAUAACAGAUUCCAGUUCCCAUUCAACCAAGAGUCGUGGGGUGCACUGACAAGCUAUAAAAGAUUCUAAGUUUCUUAAUGUAUGACCAUUCUUAAUUACAACUAAUUUUUUUU
Molecule: messenger RNA, 1186 nt
Organism: Propithecus coquereli (Coquerel's sifaka)
Lineage: Eukaryota; Metazoa; Chordata; Mammalia; Primates; Indriidae
Gene: SIRT4
Product: sirtuin 4
Exons: 4
Coding region: 54-998 (314 amino acids)
Molecular function (GO): NAD-dependent protein lysine deacetylase activity; NAD+ binding
Source: RefSeq, a predicted model, not a curated record